Paraphaeosphaeria sporulosa is the source of this 1095-nucleotide messenger RNA. RefSeq lists its product as uncharacterized. Gene Ontology annotation, biological process: transmembrane transport; metal ion transport. The coding region runs from base 1 to 1095 and encodes 364 amino acids. Gene Ontology annotation, molecular function: cobalt ion binding; magnesium ion binding; cobalt ion transmembrane transporter activity. NCBI's taxonomy places the organism in Eukaryota, Fungi, Ascomycota, Dothideomycetes, Pleosporales, Didymosphaeriaceae. The transcript is spliced from 2 exons. The record is from RefSeq and is a predicted model, not a curated record. Gene Ontology annotation, cellular component: membrane.
AUGGCCUAUCACCGAGCGAUCACAACUGGAACUACAUCGGUAGAUGGUGGGCGGCUUCUGCGAGAUACUGUGAUCGACCGCAAACUGAUAUUCUUGCCAUCCACCACUAUUGGGCUCGUGCAGCACUGCAUGUCAGUCAUACGCAUUGAUCCACAUAGUAUGCGCCAAUUUUGGCUUGCCCUCAUACUUGUCGAUCCACCAAUUGGCCAUAUUUACCAUGCCGACGGUCAAAAAUGGAAGAAGCAGCGCGCAAUGCACGUGCUUUCACAACCCUUUCUAGGUACUUACGAAGACUUUGUUCCUCCGGGACCUCUUUCCGCCGGCUUUACAGGGUAUACAGGUGUGCAAUCUGGGAGCCUACUGGAAGACCUACAAUACUAUUGGACACUUGAUUUGCCAAAUUGUUUCGACGCAACUAACCCAUCAUUGCAAGCUCUCUCGUAUUAUCCACUCAACAUUGUUGCUGCAGAGUGGGUGAAAUACGUGGCUGUGAUGAACCAUUGCAUCAAACAGUUCGAAUAUCAGCACAAUCAUCUACCGGAGCUUGACCAGUUCAACAGAGAUCUGACGGAGCUUCAAGCAUGGUCGCGUCGCACGGUGUUAUCACUAGGCAAAGUCGAAUGGCUCAUUAGAUUGCUUCAGUCACCGAACUUCAACAGCCACAAAGACGACCGGCAGCUCGAUUGUCUUUCCGAGGACCUAGAGCUUAUAUUGCAUAAGAUGCAGGACGCUGGGCGAAGACUGGAGAACACAAUGCAAAUGGUGAUGACGUCGGUUCAAAUUGCAGAUGCACGACGUACAUACGCUGAGCAGGCAAAUAUCAAACGUCUAACCGUCCUUGCGCUCGUUUUUGUGCCUUUGACGUUCAUUGCUAGUCUGUUUAGCAUGAACACUGAGUACAUGCCGGGCAGUAAGAACUUCUGGGUUUACUUUGUUGUUGCGUUACCAGUGACACUUCUUGUUAUUGCCAUUGCAAGACCUCCGCUGAAUGUUGUGCGUGGCGUGGUGGUGUGGGUAGACUUUCAGACUAGGAGACGGCUGAUGCAUAGGAGACUUACACACGCGCCGCGAUCGAACGCUGAAGACUUUUUCUAG